Messenger RNA from Elaeis guineensis (African oil palm), 2029 nucleotides. NCBI's taxonomy places the organism in Eukaryota, Viridiplantae, Streptophyta, Magnoliopsida, Arecales, Arecaceae. The record is from RefSeq and is a predicted model, not a curated record.
UGCUCGGGUCCCCCGGCUCUCUCUUGGUACUUCCGCGAGCCCUUCGCGCCGCUUUCCAAAACAAAAGCCGACGCGCCCCACCCUCCAUCCUACCGCGAACAGCUCAACCCCUCUGAUAGCGAGCCUUUCGAGGCAUCUCUCCCCCGCUCCUUCCAACUCUACCCCUCCCCUCAGCCACCCGUUGGCUCCUUCCCCGAAUUCCGAGGGCAUUCUCGUCACUCCGCCGAUAUGGUCUCCGUCCGUUCCCGGACCAACGGCGGCGUCUCGUCUUUACCCUCUCCAAAAUUAUAAUUAUUCCCCUCCCACCGCGCCCUUCCGUCAAACCCUAGCCCCAAAUCAACGGCGGUGAUGGCCCCCGAUCUGGUGGACCCCUCCCCACCGCUGACGCCAGCAGGACCCCCCGCGCGAACGUCGGCGCACGCGCUCCCCCGGCGACCCCUAAUCCCUCACGUGCUCCUCACGUCCCCCUCCCCAGCCGGCGCCUCGCCGCUCCCCCCUUUACCCUUUUACUCCCCCGUCCUUUCCCCGCCGUCAGACCGAGGCGAAGCGAGGGAGCGAGAAGGUGGUAGCCGAUCGGCCCAGAUCUAGAGAUUUCUUUUCUUUGUGUUGAGAUUUGACGGCCUAUGGACGGGAGGGAGACGGCUCCGUCACGGCCCCCGAACCCGGCGUUGCCCUACCGCGAGGACUGCUGGAGCGAGGGCGAGACCUCGGCGCUGGUGGAGGCAUGGGGCGACCACUACCUCGAGCUUAACCGGGGUAAUCUCCGUCAGAAGCACUGGCAGGAGGUCGCCGAUGCCGUCAACUCCCGCCGCGGUGCCUCCGCCAGCCGCCGGCCCCCCCGCACAGAUGUCCAGUGCAAGAACCGGAUCGAUACCCUGAAGAAGAAGUACAAGAUCGAGAAGGCCCGGAUCUCAUCCUCCGAUGGUGGGGCGACGAGCCAGUGGACGUUCUAUGAACGCCUAGACGCCCUCAUCGGAUCCGCUGCCCCGGCCAAGAAGCCAUCGCCGCCGCUCGCCCUGCCGCUCCCCUAUCACCGGAAGGGCUCCCCCCUUCCGGCCGCGGCCGCCGCCUUCCGCCCCGCGGACAAGCGCCCGGUGGCCGCACUCGCCGUCGAUGACCCGUCCUUCUUCCGGAGGGCGGCCGCGGCUGCAGCGGCAGAGUCGGCGGAGGACGAGGAGGAGGAGGACUCGGGGUCGUCGUCGACGUCCGGGAGGGGGGGGAGGGGGGCGAGGGAAGGGAAUGGGGACGGGAUCCGACAGCUGGCGAGGGCGAUCACGAGGUUUGCUGAGAUCUAUGAGAGGGUGGAGAGGGCGAAGCAGCGGCAGAUGAUGGAGCUGGAGAAGCAGCGGAUGGAGUUCGCCAAGGGGCUGGAGUUCCAACGGAUGCAGAUCUUUGUGGAUUCCCAGGUCCAGCUGGAGAAGAUCAAGCGAGCCAAGCGAGCAGAUUCUGGUUAAGGAUCCAAUCUUAAACAUAAUCACAAGCUGCACGAUCUGCUCAUGGUCCGCUCCAAAAGGAUCCAUGUUCAAUGGCCCUUGAUCCACAUGAACCACGGGCUAGACCUACUUUGAUAUCAUUUGUAAUAAUCAGGACUUCACCAAAAAAGCUAGCCAAAAGAUUACUUGUAGUUACAUCAGUGGAAAGAUUUAUUAUGGUAUGGGUGGUGGCCCAUGUUGGAAGGUUGUUUAGGUUGGUAGCACUACAUUCCCAUUUACUGGCUGCACGUCGGUGGAUGGUUUGGCGCAUCACCACUGUCAAUUCUUCUAGAAAAGGUUUUUUCAGCUACUGGAGCUCCUUAAAUUGUAAGAAACCAAAAGAGGAAAACCUUCAUAAAUUGUAAAGCAUCACCGAUUACAAUUGUCGGGUUGUGCUAUUAAUGAAUUUUAGAUCAAUGUGAUUAUCAACAUCUUAGGUCAUGUAAUGCAUGUUAAGUUAAGCGUAUGAUCCUUCGGUGAUCUUUGCUGUUGUCUUGGCUCCCUUGCACUGACAUGUUGAUGUGGUAGGAUAAUAAAAGGAAAAAUGAGGCAGGUCU